Molecule: messenger RNA, 2115 nt
Organism: Ipomoea nil (Japanese morning glory)
Lineage: Eukaryota; Viridiplantae; Streptophyta; Magnoliopsida; Solanales; Convolvulaceae
Exons: 5
Coding region: 1-2115 (704 amino acids)
Source: RefSeq, a predicted model, not a curated record
AUGGGUACUUUUGAAGUGGAUACCUUAUCUCCCCGUGUCACUCGUGCUCAGAAUCAUGACUUGCUUCGCCCUUUCGAGCCUGCUGAAGUGAAACAUGCUUUGUUCGCCAUGGGUAAAGACAAAUCGCCAGGACCGGAUGGAAUGAAUCCGGAGUUCUAUCAGUCUCUCUGGGAUCUCAUUGGUAAGGAAUUUACUGAUUUUGUUCUUGCAUGUUUAUCUCAAUCUUCUUUUCCCCCCGAAUUGAAUGAUGCCAAUAUUGUUCUGAUCCCGAAAAAGGCUGCCCCUGAGUUAGUUACUGAUUUGAGGCCUAUUGCUUUAUGCAAUGUUGUGUAUAAAGUAAUGGCUAAGAUGAUAGAUAACCGUAUGAAACCACUAUUGGAUGGUAUUGUCUCAGAGUCGCAUAGUGCUUUUCUUCCAAGUAGGCUUAUUUCGGAUAACAUCCUUAUUGCAUCUGAGGUAGGUCACUAUCUGAGAAGGAAACAGUUGGGCCAAGUGGGUUGGGCAGCCCUGAAGCUAGACAAGGCCAAAGCUUAUGACCGAAUGGAAUGGAGGUUUGUGGAACGUAUGUUGUUGGGGCUUGGUUUUGAUGCUAAAAGGGAUGCCCAGGCUAAAGGACAGAUCCAUGGCUGCAGGGUGGCACGUGGGGCCCCUCCCAUCUCUCAUCUCUUCUUUGCAGAUGACAGCCUACUGUUCUUCAAGGCUAACAUGCAGGAAACUAUGGAGGUGAAACGUUGUUUGGAAGUAUAUGAGCAAUACUCGGGCCAAUCUGUCAACUUUCAUAAGUCUAACAUUUCUUUCAGUCGAAAUACUGCGUUGUUAGAUAGGGAUGCUAUUGCCAUGGGUUUAGGGGUAGAGCAGGCGGAGGAUUUUGGAAAAUAUUUGGGGCUCCCCUCAGUUGUUGGUAGGAACAUGAAAUUUUUUUUUUCCUAUGUGGAGAAGAAACGGAGACAAAGAUUUGGUUCGUGGAAUAAGAGGCUGCUUUCUAUGGCAGGUAAAGAGAUUGAUGAACAGAUAUUGGUGGGGAAAGAGUACCAUAGUGGAUGGGAUACAUUGGAUGGCCUGGGAAAGGAUGCAAGAUAUUAUCGUGAUACUACCUUCUAUGAGGCCUCCUUGGGUGGUAAUCCGAGUUAUGUAUGGAGGAGCAUUAUGGUAAGUCAGAACCUGAUUCGCAGUGGUUGCAGGCGCAGGAUUGGUAAUGGUAGAACAACCAAGGGGAGAUGGAGCCAUGAGUUGGUUUCUCAGUUGUUUGAUCCCAGGGAUGCUGAAUUAAUAUUACAAAUCCCUGUGAGUAUUAAUUUCAAGGAUGACUGGUUUUGGAAAGGGGAUAUCAGGGGACAAUAUACGGUUAAAGAUGGCUAUAGAUGCCAAGGGGAGUUGAGCACCACCCCAGACGCAGUAUGGAACAACAUUUGGAAGCUUAGGGUCCCUCCCAAGUGGAGGAUUUUUCUAUGGAAGGCCCUUUCUAAUAUUUUGCCAACUAUUACCAAUUUGGUUAGAAGGAGAGUAGAGAUUCCUAAUAUUUGCCCGGCUUGUGGAGAUUAUGAGGAGGAUAUUAUGCAUAUUUUAUGCACUUGUAUUUAUGCUAGACGUGUGUGGAAUGUUUCACGUCUUCUUAUCCCUAAUGUUGAUGGUUAUGAUUUUAUGCAGUGGGUGGAGGCUUGGUUGGGAAGCUCAGCAAUAUCUGCUGGGUUUCUAAAAGAACAAAUAUGUGGAAUACUCUACGAAAUUUGGAGAGCUCGGAAUAUGGCUGUUUGGAAUUCUCUUCUACCGACCCCCUCGCACCUUUGUCAUGCCUUUCACGGUAUUUGGACUGCCUGGUCGUUAAUCAACUCGCCGGCUGCGACAGUCGUUCCGGAUGCUCCACCCGAACCGGCUGCUCCCCUCGAUCCGGCGGCUCCUCUUGUUCCGCCUGCUUCCUUACUGCCGCCAGUACCGGAAGUGUCAACGUCGCUGCCGCUGGGUGUAGUAAGCUGCUACGCCGAUGCCGGAUUCCACGGCACGUCCCCGUCAUUUGGUUUUUAUGUAUGCAGUGCACAAGGUGGCUUUUUGGCGGCUGCUAACGGACCGCUUAUAUGCCCGUAUGAUCCCCUCCUAGCUGAAGCAAUGGCAAUAUGA